AUGGCCUCUCACUCGGUCGUAUCAAUUGGCCCACAAGACACCGGGGUGUUCUCUGUUUCGCAGAUGCCAACCUGCUCCCGCCCCGCGCUCAAUCAAAUCCUACAAGAGAACCACGACCGAUACCACCCAUUUUUCAAUGACAAGGGAUUCCACAACCACAUCACGCAUUACAUGCUCGCUGCUUAUGCACUGGGUGCAGACCCAGAGCAGCUCACCCGGGCCUGGGUUCAGGAAAAGGCCAAUCAACGCCCUCAAUUCCCCCUCAACGAAGAGAAUGUGGUCCGUCUGGAAGACAGUCAAUUCUUCCUCAGCUGUCUGGGCAAGGAAGAGCAUUACCGCGAUUAUCUUGUUUUCUUUCAGCAGCAAAUCAAGGAAAGGGGGACGGGCCCUGUGGUCAAUCAAUACGUCUUUGAUCGGACUGAAGUGUCCGAAGCUCUUUUCACUCGCCUGUUUGCAAGCUUUCUUCAUCCGAUUAUCCAUCUUGGGUACGGAAUCGAGUUCAACCAGCCAGCCAUUGUUGCAGAGGCUCUCGCACAGACUGCCAUACAUCAGAACGAGGUGGCCAUAGUCAUGAAGGGCUGCGAGGAAGCAGCCAGCAGCCGGUCCGAGCUCAAAACCAGGACGAUGAACGGGCUGCUAUCCAAGGUCCGGGACAACGAAGGCAUCCGCAACGCGGCAUGCUGGGGAGACGGAAGCUGGAUCGAAGACAACCCAUUGACCUCUGCACCGAAGGAACUGAUCGAGACAGCUGCCUGCUGGCGCGUGCAGCCGGACGAACUGUUUGAAAAGUGUGCUGAAAUGAUCAACGUCAACGCAUAUUUCUGCGGUGCAGCACAGAACCCACCCAAGGAGUACAAGAUCGAUUUCUUCUUCAUCCACAACCUCAACUGCUCGAUCUUCUUCCCGGCCUUCCUCAGCCAGAAAUGGCUGAGCCUGGAAAGCAAAGUGCGGCUGCUGGAGUGGAAGGGCCGGUUCGACAUUGUGGCCUAUGCUGCUCGGGGAUCACCGCACUUGGACAUCAAUGAAGUGAUCGAGUACCAGCCCAAGCGCCCAGGGACAGGCUGGGCCGAUCUCUUCCAGCGUGUGCACAAUUUCGACGAUGACUCGCAUGUCACCAAGUUUCUUCGCGCGCUUGCUCAUGGGAGUCGGCUCUGCCAGGGCUAUGAUAUCAGCAACAGCGAGCGGUUCCCAGUCAAGGGUGAUCUCUGGCUGCAGAUUGCACAUAUGGCCAUGGAUACCACGGAGAAGGAGCCGAUUGCGAAGCAUCGCUGGGUUAGAGGUGCCGGCUUUCCCUCUCAGUGGGAGCACUUUCACUCUCGCUACUAG
Messenger RNA from Aspergillus puulaauensis, 1326 nucleotides. RefSeq names its product questin oxidase family protein. Gene Ontology annotation, molecular function: oxidoreductase activity. The record is from RefSeq and is a predicted model, not a curated record. NCBI's taxonomy places the organism in Eukaryota, Fungi, Ascomycota, Eurotiomycetes, Eurotiales, Aspergillaceae. Bases 1 to 1326 code for a protein of 441 amino acids. The transcript has 2 exons.